This is a messenger RNA of Cynoglossus semilaevis (tongue sole), 2207 nucleotides long. Its product is annotated as ras and Rab interactor 1-like. The record is from RefSeq and is a predicted model, not a curated record. The transcript has 5 exons. NCBI's taxonomy places the organism in Eukaryota, Metazoa, Chordata, Actinopteri, Pleuronectiformes, Cynoglossidae. The coding region runs from base 71 to 1849 and encodes 592 amino acids.
UUACAUCAGCUGAUAAUUUGGUUAAACUCGUUACAGGCCUGUGGUAAUGAGGUGUUUGUUCUGUGUGUAGAUGGCACAACAAGAAGAACCUCUUUAUGAUUUCCCGGAGCCGACGCAGUCUUCAGUCAAGAAAGUCCUGGGACAUCACAGGGGACGAGGAUCUCUGAGGAGCAUCAGUGUCCUGGACCGCCUCCUGCUCACCGUCCCUGUCUGGCUCCAGCUGUCAAUCAACCCUGCCACUGCCCUGCACAUACUGCAGAGGGAGCCACCAGGGACGUUUUUGGUGCGAAAAUCUCGAACAUCCCAGAAAAACGUGCUGUGCGUACGUUUGGAGGAUGACAGCAUUCCAUCAUUUGUCCAACAGUUUGGUAUCGUGGAGGAACCGUCCGCUCUGUGUCUGGAAACUUCCGCCAUCAGCUUCCCAGAUCUCCCAAGACUCAUUGCUUUCUACUGCGUCAGCAGGGAUGUGUUACCGUUCCCUUUGGAACUUCCUGAUGCCAUUGCGAAGGCAAGUUCCCACAAAGAGCUGGAGUCCAUCUCUCACAUGGGAAUAGAAUUUUGGAAUUCUCAUCUAAACGUCCGUGGGCCACGGGAGACACCAAAGUCCCAGAAGGACGUGGAGAAGAAGCCAGACGGUGAUGGCGUGACCUCGACUUCUUCUUCUUCUGCUGUUCCUCCAAACACGAGCUCUGGUUCAACUUCCCAGACCGGUUCAGAGAAGCAGAACACGACAGAACCGGAUUCAGACAAAAUAACCAUCAAACCCACUCUGUUCCACGAGUUCUGUCCAAUCACGACUCGCAGCCCCCGAGAGUUGGACUGUGGCUCUGGUCUGGGGGCCUUCUGCUUCAUCAACCCUCUGUUCCUGCAGUCUCACAACGUCCUGUCCAGACGGCGUUUUUUAAAACGCAGCCUCAAGGUUCGAGUCUCCACAGAGUCCUCCACCCUGCUGUCACCUCCUCUGGCUCCACCGCCUCCUCCGCCUCUCAUGCCUAAAAUAAAGCGGAAAUGUAAACCUCAGGAACAGCAGGAGCAGGAUGGGACUCAAUCAACAGCUCAGGAAACUCCUGCCGAGGUUCACACUGAAGCUCCAUCAGUGGCUCCUCCUGAGGAGCAAACGCAACCUCAAGGGGAGGAAGAUGAACUCGAAGUUCCGCUCCCAAUAAUCCUGGAGCAUCUCCCUGACGACGCAGACUACAUGCAGCCUCCUGCAAUUGGCAACCCCUUCCUCCCUCGUCCACUCUCUCCUUACCUCUCACCAGCUGUUGCUUCCAUUGCACCUCCUAUUUCCCCUAAAGGAACUCCCCCACUGUCUCCCGCGAGAUCACCUGGUGCCUCUCCAUCUCUCUCCCCAUAUCAGUCUCCAUCCCUUUCACCCAGAAUCCCUAUUUUUCUCUCUCUUCAGGACUCACCCAGCACUUCACCCUAUCAGUCCCCCUGUCCUUCUCCAAAGCCCCUCUUCUCCUUGUCUCCCAUCACUUCCUCACCACUCUCACAAAUGGCAGAGCAGAAUUAUCAAACGCCGACCGUCCUCCAAAAGUCUGAGCAAGACACUCCAGGGGGAGAAGUCAACGAAAGAGAAGAGGAGGAAGAGGAGGAGCAGCAGCAGGUGAAUGUGGAUGAUGGGAUGGAGAAUGGAGCUGCAGCUGCUGAGAAUUGUGAAGUCAUUGAAAAGGAAGAGGAGGAGGACAAGAAGAUUGGACAGAUUGAAAAGGAGGAGUUGGAGGCACGGGGACUCGUUUUACAGAUGAAUGCUGCUGCUCUCAAUGACACGGACUGCAGUUCCUCCCAUGAACUGGAGGGGGCGGCAGAGAUUGUACCUCCGUCAUCUCAAGGCAACGCCGAAUGAAAGCAGGGAGGACAAAGUUAAAUUAAAUAAACCUCAGCUGACACUUGUUGAUUGUUGUAUUUUAAGUGUUUCUAAAUACUGUCGCUCACAUACAGCUACCAAAGUAUUUAAUAAAUUUAAAACCAUAAUAUAAUUUUGUCCUCAAUGAUGUGCAAUUAAAAAAAGAGCUGUAAAGGUUUAAAAUCCAUAUUAUAUAUUUGUUUCUGUUACGUUUACAGCUGGAUUAAAAUCAGGUUUAAUAUUUGAAGACAAUAAAACCAUCGUCUCCAACAGCCUUUUAUUUCUUUAGAUUCAAUGUCAAAUGACUAAUGUUGUGAGUGAAGUAACAAACGAUUAUAUAUGCAGUAAAUAUAUAUAU